UCUCUCACCAAAAGCAAGCUGCUUCCGUUGAUUUUGUUUCCGGGUUCACUCUGUAUUCCCGAAUCUGGAUUCUGGAAAGGAAGAACUGGGCUAAGGGUUUUCUCUCAGCUUCAGAUAAAACAGUCCUUGGUGAAAUUGACAACAAAGUUUUUGUGCUUGAGAAUGGAGUGAGAGCCACUGAAGAGUUGUUCUCAGUCUUCUGUUCAUUCUUGUGGAGGCAUUCGAUUUAUUGGGGUUCUUUGUUUUCGUUUUUUUCCCACUUAAAACCCAAAUGGGGAAGAUUUUUUGGGCAAAUAUAAUAGUUUUGUUUUGCUUGGGGGUGUUUCUUGUACCUUGCUUAUGCCAGGACGAUUCAGAUGAACCAACUACGGCUGUGUACAUUGUUACUUUGAGACACACUCCUUCUUCUCAUCACUUCAGCGAGUUCAGAGUUGGUAAGAACUUCGAACAUGGUGCUUCAGAGAGAACUACAUUUCACAAACCAAGAAAUAUUUCCAGGAAGCACAAAAGAUUUGGCUCUCAUAUCGCCAGAGUUCACGAUUCAUUGUUGAAGAAAGUAUUGAGAGGGGAAAAAUAUCUGAAGCUCUACAGCUACCACUACUUAAUCAAUGGAUUCGCCGUGCUGGUCACCCCGCAGCAGGCAGACAAAAUAGCAAGUAGAAGAGAAGUUUCGAAUGUGGUCUUAGAUUUUUCUGUAAGAACCGCAACUACCCAUACUCCACAAUUCUUGGGUCUGCCACUGGGUGCAUGGUCUCAAGAAGGCGGGUUUGAAACUGCUGGAGAAGGAGUUGUUAUUGGGUUUAUUGAUACCGGAAUUGAUCCAACACAUCCUAGUUUUGAUGAUAGGAAUUCUGAACAUCCGUACCCCAUUCCUGCUCAUUACUCCGGCCUCUGUGAGGUUACUCGAGAUUUCCCAUCUGGUUCCUGCAAUAGGAAGCUUGUUGGGGCCCGUCAUUUUGCAGCAUCUGCUAUAACCAGAGGAAUAUUUAAUUCAUCUCAAGACUAUGCUUCUCCUUUUGAUGGUGAUGGCCAUGGCACGCACACAGCUUCUGUUGCAGCAGGAAACCAUGGAAUUCCAGUGGUAGUUGCUGGUCAUCACUUUGGAAAUGCUAGUGGGAUGGCUCCUCGUUCACACAUUGCUGUUUACAAGGCAUUGUACAAGAGUUUUGGAGGAUUUGCUGCAGAUGUUGUUGCGGCUAUUGACCAGGCAGCUCAGGACGGGGUUGAUGUUGUAAGUUUGUCAAUCACUCCUAAUCGGCGUCCUCCCGGUGUGGCAACUUUCUUCAAUCCCAUAGACAUGGCAUUGCUGUCAGCUGUAAAGGCUGGUAUUUUUGUUGUGCAAGCAGCAGGUAACACUGGACCGUCACCAAUGAGCAUGGCCUCCUUCAGUCCAUGGAUCUAUACUGUUGGUGCUGCCUCUCAUGACCGAACAUAUGGCAAUGCCAUGGUUCUUGGAAAUAAUGUGACCAUUCCAGGAGUUGGACUUGCACCAGGAACAGAUGAAAACCAAAUGUACAAACUGGUUCAUGCCCGUCAUGCUUUGAAAAAUGACUCAAGCAUUGCUGGUGAUAUGUAUGUGGCCGAGUGCCAAGAUGCAAGUAAUUUUGAUCAGGAUUUGGUGAAGGGUAACCUCUUGAUGUGUAGCUAUUCAAUACGCUUUGUGCUUGGCCUCUCCACCAUCAAACAGGCGUUAGAGGCAGCCAAGAACCUUAGUGCAGUUGGUGUCGUCUUCUACAUGGAUCCUUUUGUGAUUGGCUUUCAGCUUAACCCAGUUCCAUUGAACAUGCCUGGCAUAAUAAUUUCAUCCACAAAUGAUUCCAAGAGUUUACUGCAAUACUACAAUUCUUCAUUGCAAAUAGAUGAAAUGUCAAAAAGGGUCACUAAAUUCGGUGCCGUUGCUACUAUCUGUGGUGGACUAAAAGCAAAUUACGGUAUUGUUGCUCCAAAGAUUAUGUAUUAUUCUGCCAGAGGGCCAGAUCCAGAAGACACUUUUCCUCAUGAAGCUGAAAUUCUGAAACCCAACUUGGUAGCUCCUGGAAAUUUUAUAUGGGCUGCCUGGAGUUCCCGUGGCACUGAUUCUGUUGAAUUUCUUGGUGAGAAUUUUGCUUUGAUGUCUGGCACAAGCAUGGCUGCUCCUCAUGUAGCUGGUCUUGCAGCGUUGAUUAAGCAAAAGUUUCCUAAUUUCAGUCCUGCAGCCAUUGGAUCGGCAUUGUCCACUACAGCUACUCUCUAUGACAGAAGUGGCGGGCCAAUAAUGGCACAGCGAUCUUAUGCCUCCCCUGAGCUAAAUCAGUCUCCAGCAACUCCAUUUGACAUGGGAAGUGGAUUUGUUAAUGGAAGUUUGGCAUUAAGUCCCGGCCUGAUUUUUGAUUCCAGUUAUGAUGAUUACAUGUCAUUCCUAUGUGGUAUAAAUGGAUCGGCACCAGUGGUGUUGAAUUUCACAGGCCAAAACUGUGCUGUUUACAACUAUACUCUUUAUGGUCCUGAUCUGAACUUGCCUUCCAUCACAAUUGCAAGGCUAAACCAAUCAAGAGUGGUGCAGAGAACAGUUCAAAACAUUGGUGGGAACGAGUCUUACAGCGUUGGAUGGUUUGCUCCCUAUGGGGUUUCAGUGAAAGUGUCUCCAACUCACUUCUAUAUAGGCAGUGGAGAGAAGCAGGUCUUAUCCGUGUCCUUGAAUGCAACAAUUAACAGCACUGCUGCUAGCUUUGGGAGGAUUGGACUGUUUGGAAAUCAAGGUCAUGUUGUGAACAUUCCUGUCUCGGUCAUUGUUAAGAUUUAUCAGAAUCUUACUAUGAGCUAACCCUUUGUCUCCCUAGUUUUUGAGUUUCCUCAUUUUGAAUUUUUUUUUUUUAUCAUGCAAUUUUUUCAUUCAUUAUCAUGUAAAGUAUUUAAGAAUGUGGUUGUAAAUCUAUAGACGUAUAAUCAUUAGUAAUAACGUCUGACACCUGAGUUCAUCCAUCACCAUUAAGAGUUA
Molecule: messenger RNA, 2977 nt
Organism: Neltuma alba
Lineage: Eukaryota; Viridiplantae; Streptophyta; Magnoliopsida; Fabales; Fabaceae
Product: subtilisin-like protease SBT2.3
Exons: 10
Coding region: 272-2803 (843 amino acids)
Biological process (GO): proteolysis
Molecular function (GO): serine-type endopeptidase activity
Source: RefSeq, a predicted model, not a curated record